AUGCUGGAGCUAGAAGCCUUGAGAUACGUCGCUGAACACACAUCAAUUCCUGUCCCUAAAGUCUUCAACACCCACUAUCAUGAUGAUAGGCUCUAUAUCGAAAUGGAGUUUAUCCGUGGAAUGAGCCUCGAGAAAGCAUGGCACCGCGGCUACCUGUCGCAAGAUCAAAAGAAGCACAUCAUCAACCAGGUUGCGAGCUAUACUAGCCACAAGAAGGAAUAG
Messenger RNA from Penicillium expansum, 222 nucleotides. RefSeq lists its product as uncharacterized. The transcript has a single exon. The record is from RefSeq and is a predicted model, not a curated record. Lineage: Eukaryota; Fungi; Ascomycota; Eurotiomycetes; Eurotiales; Aspergillaceae. Bases 1 to 222 code for a protein of 73 amino acids.